AUGGCUGUCUUCAAUUCUAUUCCCCAGGGUUCGUCCAUGGGCCAACAUCCGAGUUAUGGCAAUGAAGAUCUACAGGAAGGAUCUUACUCACGAGCAGAUGUCAACUCCAACGCCAACAGAAAGGCGAAUGAGACAAGAGCGAGAUAUGUGGGGGAGAUGGAAUCAGAUUUAUAUGAACUCUGGCAAUUCAUCCCAGAGGAAAAUGAAAACGGUGGCAAAAUGUGGAAAUCAGCCCCAAGGAAACUUGUUGCUAGCGAUCAAGCAACGCUAGAAAAUCUAGUGAAAACCAUGGAGGCAGAAGAUUCAGUGGAGGAGCAGUGGGAGUCUCUUUCCCCAAACAAACAAGCCCUUAUAAAGGCGCUUGUUAGGGAACAUAAUCAAAGUGAUAACCGUUACAAAUGGAGUUACGUUUAUAUAAAGACGAAAACCAGGAAGGUGAAAGGUAUCGGCAACCAUCGAGACGUUACUCUCAAGAUGGACGUUAUCCUUUUGCGAGAACUUCAACACCAGCCUAUGUCGGCUGAGGGGUCGUUCGAAGCCAGUUCAGCAGGUCAUGCUGGUUCCCACUCUGGGGUUCCAAACAAUCGAUCCGGAGGUCAACUUACUCUUGACGACAUGGCCAGGCAAGCAAAUCAUGCACAUAUCACUAGCAGCGGUCCUGGAAUAUAUAGGGCUGCAGAAAACAGGGGUGUAUCUGUUAAUGGUCAGGUGCCCUCAAUAAACUCACAGGUGCAUCCCCAGUUACAACAUUCACCACAGUAUAUAUAUGAGCAGCCACCAUCCCAUGCACAGGCGAAUCCCCAGGUCCGUCUGCAGGGGCACAUGCCUGCCCAGCCCGGUCCCCAGCAACAGGGACGGUCGCAAGUAUACCCAUACACGCAGAACACGAUGCCACCUGAAGCAAAUUAUGCCAUGACACAAGGAGCUCGAUUUCAUACGGCACAAGUCCAAGGAAUGCAGAAAGGACAGGCGACUGACAAAUAUGGGGCAAAAGUGUCACCAUUGCCAAACAAUGCUUCGCCUGUGGGUGGCGGUAUCAACAUUGGGGUAAAUCCAUUUGCGAGCACCGACGACGAGGGAAUACACCCUGCUCAUAAAGCUUCGGCAUCGCGCAACAACCCCAGCAUGCAAAAACAGAGUGGGCGUUUUGCAGCAGGAGAUCUUCCGCAACAUGCACGGAAAGCGAAUGCUACAGCACCUCCUCCCAAAGUCGUCCAACAAGACCGGAGAAUAAAUCGCCUGCGAGAUGACAGCAGCUUCAUGACAGACGAUGAGUCCCUCUUUGAAGAGGAGGACGGAUAUAGUUCUGCAGCCAGUAGUGUUGGCUCAAUUGCAAAGGGAAGUCUUCAUCGGGAGAAGCGAUAUAUGCGCCGCGAGAUGAGCGAUCGAGAUCGGGGACAUCGAACUCAUUACCGGAAGCAAAGUCAAAAGAGCUACAGCCGUAGUGGCUACACAUCUGGCAAUGUUGACAUCCUCCCGUCCACAAGCAAUCAUCGAUCGCGAGAGAGCAGAAGGUAUGGAGAUAUGAGUCGUGCAAGUAACCGCCCAGUUACAGUACAUGAAAGCACACUCGACACUCGGACGCCAGGUCUGGCCGAAUUGAAUCUAAGUGCCAACGAGGCUUCAUAUAGACUGAUGAAGAUGGAGGAAACUCAACGAGCCCUCAUUGACAAGAUGGAUCGUCUCAGCCUGAACCUGAACAAACCCGAGAGUCGUGAUUAUGUUGAAAGGGGUGUGACAGCCCGCGGCAUCGAGCCUGAAAUACGACGUACAGUGCUGGCGCAGCCAGUUUACUAUCCAGAACCCCCUGUGUAUCCUCGAAGACCGGCUUACGUGCCUCGAGAGAUGCAUCCAGCCUAUAUGGCUUCAGCUUAUCAUCCUUAUAUAUACGAGCCUUAUCCCUGA
Molecule: messenger RNA, 1905 nt
Organism: Talaromyces marneffei
Lineage: Eukaryota; Fungi; Ascomycota; Eurotiomycetes; Eurotiales; Trichocomaceae
Exons: 1
Coding region: 1-1905 (634 amino acids)
Source: RefSeq, a predicted model, not a curated record